AUGGCGAAAGCUAGAGGGAUCCACAAGAUCCACAAGUCGGGUCUGACCUCAUCAGACGACUCAACCACGCAAUCCGAGUCUGAUGAGGAAAGGGCCUCCCGGCGCGGGGAGGACGACUAUCCCCGCAGCAGAACGGUGCACCAGACAACCAUCGCUCACACAAGUGACGAGGGGACCACCAAGUUCCACAUGACGCUGAUGGCGGAAGGGUCACCGUGCAAGAUGGAGAACCUGUUAGGAGUGGAGUGGUUUAAGCCGCUGGGGCUUUCCAUUGAGGGCAUCCACGAAAUCCAUAGGGACGAACUCGACACCAUCCUCGAAGAGUUCAAAGAAGUCUUCGAUGGUAAGCUGGGGAAAUUUGUGGGGAGGCCAAUUUCCUUCAAUCUGGACAAGGGAAUCACCCCAAUCAGGCUCAAGCCCCGCCGAGUUCCGUUUGCCCUGCGGCCUAAAGUAGACGAGCAGCUGGAUAAGCUGAUUGCCCAGGGCGUCCUGGAACCGAUCGAUCAUGCCUCAUGGGAGACCCCCAUUGUGACCCCACUGAAGCAUGAUGGGUCUGUGCGCAUCUGCGCCGACUACCGUUGUACCAUCAACAAGGCAUUGGCACAGAGCGCAUACCCAGUCCCAGUAGUGCAACACUUGCUGCAUUCCCUGGGAUCUGACUCAAUUUUCGCGAAACUGGACCUGGCCCAGGCUUACCAGCAACUGCCAGUGGAUGAAAAAACGGCGGAGGCACAAACAAUUGUCACGCACAGGGGGGCAUUCAAAUGUAACCGCCUCCAAUUUGGAGUCAGCGCUGCCCCCGGCAUUUUCCAAUCUAUGAUGGAACGCCUUCUCCAAGGCGUUCCAGGGGUGGUGCCUUACUUCGACGAUGUGCUCCCAGGCACAACCAUAGGAAAUGCCGACGCACUCAGCAGAUGCCCAUCGAAGAAUCCAGUCGAAGACCCAGCCCCCACGCUCCACCUAUUCCACAUAGACGACGACGCCAGCUGUCCAGUCUCAUCCGCAGAUGUGGCCGUUCACACCCAAAAAGACCCCACACUCCGCCAAGUAAAGUCCUGGAUCCUCAGAGGGUGGCCAUCGGAAAAGACAGAGGAGAGGUUCAGCCCGUUCACCAGGAAACAGAAGGAGCUGUCCACCAUCAAGGGCUGUCUGCUAUGGGGAGACAGGGUGCUGAUUCCAAGCACUCUGCAACGGCGAACAUUAGAGACUCUGCACAAAGGGCAUCCGGGCAUCGUCCGCAUGAAGGCCCUGGCACGAAGUUACGUCUGGUGGCCCUCCAUGGACAGAGACAUUGAGCAAUGGGUCUCCAGAUGUGACCCGUGCCAAGAAGUUCGCCCAGCGCCGCCGCAAUCCGAAGUCGCGAAGUGGGAGACCCCCAGCAACCCCUGGUCGAGGAUCCACAUCGACUUCGCGGGUCCGAUGCAGGGGCGACACCUCCUCAUCGUGGUAGAUGCCUUCUCCAAGUGGCUCGAGGUGGUACCCAUGGCAUCUACCACAACAGAAGCGACGAUCCGAGCCCUGCGCCGUCUGUUCGCCACACAUGGACUACCGGACAUGCUGGUCUCGGACAACGGCCCCCAGCUCACAUCCCUGGCCAUGGAGUCCUUCCUGGCAGAACGGGGCAUCCGCCACGCCCUGUCCACCCCGUACAGGCCGGCCGGAAACGGACAAGCUGAACGCAUGGUCAGACUCACCAAAGAAGCCCUCACCAAGAUGAGAAGGUUGAGGUCACCCUUGGACCGGCUG
Pantherophis guttatus is the source of this 1746-nucleotide messenger RNA. NCBI's taxonomy places the organism in Eukaryota, Metazoa, Chordata, Lepidosauria, Squamata, Colubridae. The record is from RefSeq and is a predicted model, not a curated record.